AACGAUAGCUUCGAUGCUAAUUAUGUCUGCUUUUAUAAUGAAAGCAUCGCUACGUUAAUACUCAUUUUGUGUUGAGAGCUUGGUGGGUUAAUAUCAAUCUACUACUAGUCAUAUCGAUUGUGUUAUUAUCAGAGAUUUGUAGUAGGAAUAUAAAACACAUUGGAAAUAAUUUCAUUGAUAGCUAUGUUGCAUAGAAAUGGAUCUAGAUACUAAUACAACAAUGGAAAUAAUACAAUACUAUCCCGGUGGUGAACAUGGAAUUGUUCAUUUACUGAAUAAAAACUCUUCAAAAGUUUUCAAACGUCUUUCUGAUGAAAAUGAACAAAAUCAGAGAAAUUGGGAAUUUUGGUUGACAGCAGUGCCACUUGUGGCCCUAGUUAUUACAACGAUUAUUGCAAAUGGUGGCAUAUUAGUGAUAUUUUUACGAAAUCGUUGUAUUCGAAGAUGCAGGAACAUUUAUAUUUUGAGUCUCGCAUGUGCUGAUCUUCUUCUUGGAUUAACGAUGCCGUUUUCUAUAUUACAAACACUAAACAGAGAGUGGGCAUUAUCACAAGGACUAUGUUGGACUUACUUAAUGAUAAGGUAUGCCUUAUACUUUGUUGUUUUAUUAAGUAUGAUAUUAUUAACAGUUGAUAGAUGGUGGUCAAUACAUUUUCCCAUCUCGUAUCGCGUGAAACAGAGCAGGAAAAUUGCAUGUAUACUAGUCGCUUGUUGUUGGAUGUCCAGUCUUGUAUUACACAUUCCUUUAGCCAUAUGCUGGCAGAGUUUAUACGGUGACAUUACUCCAGAAAAACUCUGCCAUAUUCCAAAUCAACAUAGUCUUGUGAUCAACGUUAGUGCCUCAGUACUAGAAUAUGUCCUUCCAAUGGUUGUGCUGAUAUCCCUCAACAUUGGGAUUUAUUUAAAACUUUUAAGACGUCGAAACAACACGAAGAUUAGACGCUCUUUGAGUACGACUGAAACCUAUAUGUUUGAAACGAGACGAAAAAGCUCGAAUGACUCAAAUCAAAGUACCAGCAAUCCAAAUUCUGAAGAUGACGUAUCUCCUCUACCACCACGCCGUGAAUUUAGAAAUGUCCGUAGACAAACAAUUGUGUAUCAAGGAAAUAGAAGAAGUACACUUACUGGUAAAAAAGUUAUGCGUCAAGGUAUGCUCUUGGGAGCGAAAGGGAGAAGCGCUUCAAUGGACACUGCUACCCUUAUUACUGGAUUCAAACUACGACAAAUGCAAGGAUUUAAAAACUCUUUUCCAACAAGAAAACAAAGUGACGAAGUUGUAAAAGGAUAUUUGUUGCGUCAAGACAAGAAAGCAGUGCUAUGUGUAAGUCUAUUGACAUUCAUUGCGUUUAUCUGCUGGACUCCAUACUUUAUUACAAUUAUUAUAGAUACAUUUACCAGUAUAGACUUGUCACAAACUGUUAAACAAAUCGUGUAUUGGAUUUUAGCAACUAACGCUGCUAUUAAUCCAUUCUUAUACGGAUUUUGUAAUCAAGACUUUAGAAAAGUACUGAAAACAUGGACAACGUGUUCAAAAUAUGAACAAUACAAAAUUCAAGAAGCUUUAAUUUAUUGUAAACUUUUGCAUAAUUGUGAGAUAGAAGUACAGAAAGACUUUCCUAGUCAGUGAUCGAUUGAUGGCCACAUUCCAGGCAAAAAACAAAGAGGUUAUAUUUUGUAUUCCUUUCAUCAUGUUUCUAUUUUUGUUUCAUCAGUCAUUUUAACUGAGUAAUGAAUAAUUAACUGUCUUCACGAGUGUCAUUGAAAAUGAUUUCCUCAAACUUUGUGUAUUAGUGUUUUCAUAUCUUACGUUAUGUUAGCUUUCCAAUUGUGUCAAAGAUUUACUUAUUUUGUAACAAAUAUUUUUCGUUUCAUGUUCAAUGCCAAAUUACUUCCCACUUCAAUAUAUUUCGUUUAGGUCAAGUGUGUGUUAAGUGUCUAAUAAUUAUUUCAUUUAAGUGCCAAUUAUUUUGUUUAAAUGUUUUAAUUAGUUGAUUUAUAUGCCUAAUUAAAGUGAAUAGCUUACUUACAUGCAACAAAAUAUUGAUUUCAUUUCACAUCUGAUAUUUAUUGCACUAUUCAGGCUACGCAAAUUUAAUUUUUAGUAAUAAUUUGGUAGAGGAAGAUAAAAAAGAGAGAGCAAAUUAUUAUUUCUUUUGCUGAAAUCCAUUUAAAAAAGUUAAAUACGAGAUGAAAUUUUAUUUUGGAAAGAAAUUUAGAUGAUUACAAUAAAGAUUUUUUUCUUAAUUUCUGGAGGACUAUAAGAUUUUUAUAUUUCAAAAUGUGCAAAAUUUGGGCGAUUUUUUGGUGGGCAUACCAUUGAACUAAAGAUCAGUUCGGUAUUGCCUUACAAAUCACGAUAGUGCAAAAAAACAACGAAAACGAAAUGGCUUCAGGUGCGCGACCUUAUCGUUUAUAAUAAUUACAUACCUAAAUGGAAAGAAGGUGUUUAAUAUAUAAUAUCUUUAAUAUCAAUGUACGUCUGAUUAAUUGAACUGUGAAAUUAACUAAAGAAAGUGGAAAAUACAUCUGUUCGGUGUAAUAUUUGUUCAGCUUUUCUUUGCUUCAGCUGAUAGUUCGGCACAUCUCCAAAUCAUAAAUAAUUGUAUACUUGUACUGUCAUAACAAUUAGUGUACCCCAUGUUAUUUACACCUCAACAUGUGUAUUUAUCAUCUUCUUAAUGAAGUUAUUAUUCUGAUGAACCUACAACUGUAUAUAAUUAUUCCCGUAAUAUUUUUUAUGAGAGAACAAUAAAACUUGCCGAAAUUAUUUAUGAAGUAUCUUAUUAUCCGUAUCAGAUCAAUAUUUGAUAAAUAAGAUGUUGCAUUAUAUAGAUAGCGAUCCUUUAAAGAUUAAUACGUUGACAGAAUUCGAUCAAUGGGUAAAUUAAGUUUACAUUCUUGCUGGCGAGAACAGUAAACUUAAUUCGUUUCGUAAAAAUUGAGUUAUUGGCUACGAUUUGCUUUUUGAGUACUCGUUCGUUCACUUGUUUGAAAUCACCCUUUUUAUGUUGUUAUCAGCAUUUUUCAUUUUACAUCGAAAAAUCUUCAUGUUUGUACUCGUAUUAAAUGAGAAUACAUUAUUUGAAUACUGUUCGAAAUGUCGAGAAUUAUUUUUAUAUUUUUUAAAAAUGAAUGUUUAAAUGUAUUUUUUUUUAUAUGUGUCUUUGUCUUUGAUUGUAAUGUGUUUGUCGUUAAUUAAUGUAAACUUUGUCGAAGUUGUUUUUUUUUUUACAUGUUGCUAAUAAUACGUUAUUUGCGAUCAUGCAUUUCGUUGCGGAAAAAUAAUAAUACAUAUUUCUUCAAAAUAAUUUCCAUGACUACAAAACGAAUUGCACGACUUUUGUGGGAAUAUGUAUAAUUUUGCCGUCGGGAACUGCAUGGACACAGAUAAUUUAAAAGUGUAUGUAGAGAAAGAUUACAUGAAUUUAAUGAAAUGUUGUGUUUAAUACGCCUGUGAUUGUUUAAGCCAAAAUGUGAUAUUGUGCUGUGCACUACCAUUAUGUUAUUACAUUUUACUAUGUAUGAAUAAAAAUAGAUAUUUA
Mytilus californianus (California mussel) is the source of this 3542-nucleotide messenger RNA. RefSeq names its product muscarinic acetylcholine receptor M3-like. Gene Ontology annotation, biological process: G protein-coupled receptor signaling pathway, coupled to cyclic nucleotide second messenger; adenylate cyclase-inhibiting G protein-coupled acetylcholine receptor signaling pathway; chemical synaptic transmission. Gene Ontology annotation, molecular function: G protein-coupled serotonin receptor activity; G protein-coupled acetylcholine receptor activity. The transcript has a single exon. Lineage: Eukaryota; Metazoa; Mollusca; Bivalvia; Mytilida; Mytilidae. Bases 197 to 1627 code for a protein of 476 amino acids. Gene Ontology annotation, cellular component: dendrite; membrane; synapse. The record is from RefSeq and is a predicted model, not a curated record.